GCGAGGGUGUUUUGGUUCCGGGUCGGGGGCGGGCCUUCGGGGAGCCCUGCUUCCGGGGCGGGGCCAGCGGGCGGGGCGCGCGCUCUCCCGGCCCGUGAGGAGCUCGGCGGCUGCAGACGCGGCGGCGGCGGCGGCGGCACGGCAGGCGGCGGCCUCGGGAGCGGCAACAUGAGCGGGUCACAGAACGAUGACAAAAGGCAAUUCCUGCUGGAGAGAUUGCUGGAUGCAGUAAAGCAGUGCCAGAUUCGCUUUGGAGGGAGAAAGGAGAUCGCUUCAGACUCUGACAGCAGGGUGACCUGUCUGUGUGCCCAGUUUGAAGCCGUCCUUCAGCAUGGCAUGAAGAGGAGCCGAGGAUUAGCGCUCACGGCUGCAGCCAUCAAGCAGGCGGCAGGCUUUGCCAGCAAAACUGAGACAGAGCCCGUCUUCUGGUUCUACGUGAAGGAGGUCCUCAACAAGCACGAGCUGCAGCGCUUCUACUCCCUGCGUCACAUCACUGCAGAUGUGGGCCGAGGCCGGGCCUGGCUGCGCUGCGCCCUCAACGAGCACUCCCUCGAGCGCUACCUGCACAUGCUCCUGGCUGACCGCGCCAGGCUCAGCACAUUCUAUGAAGACUGGUCUUUUGUGAUGGAUGAAGAAAGGUCCAGCAUGCUCCCUACCAUGGCAGCUGGGCUGAACUCCAUACUCUUUGCAAUUAACAUUGACAACAAGGAUUUGAAUGGGCAGAGCAAAUUUGCUCCCACUGUCUCCGACCUCUUAAAGGAGUCUACACAGAAUAUGACAUCUUUGCUGAAGGAGUCCACGCAGGGCAUGAGCAGCCUUCUCAGGGAGAUCACAGCAUCCUCUGCUGUCUCUAUUCUCAUCAAGCCGGAGCAGGAGACUGACCCUCUGCCUGUCAUAUCCAAGAACGUCCAUGUUGAUGCCAGAUGUAAAAGGGAGAGGAGGAGGAGGAAGAAGGUAACCAACAUUGUCUCUUUUGAUGAUGAUGAUGAGGAACAGAGCACUGGGGACACUUUAAAAAAGAUGCCUGGGACCACAGAAAGCUCAGAGGAGAACUCUGACCGCUCUUCCAUCAACAUCAUGUCAACCUUUGAAAGCCCGUUUGGGCCAAAUUCCAACGGCAGCCAGAGCAGCAAUUCAUGGAAAAUUGAUUCUGUAUCUUUGAAUGGGGAGUUGGGCUACCAGAAGCUUGAUGUGAAAAGCAUCGAUGAUGAUGUGGAUGAAAAUGAGGAGGAUGUGUACAGGAACCCAGCAGGAAGGAAGCACACGGGCCACUCUGAGUCACCAGACAAGCCGCUGGAUGCGAGCACCUGCCUCCCCCCGGUACCUGGAUGGGCCCCGCUGCAGGUGCUCCAUGGAGAUGCUGAUGCCGACACCGACGUCCUCUUCCCUGUCAGUGGAGUGGGCUCCUAUGGUGCAGCAGAUGCCCCUGUGGGAAGUCUGGAGAAUGGGACAGGACCCGAGGACCACAUACUUCCAGAGUCUGGCCUUCGGUACAGUAUGGAAGCCAGUUCUCCAGGCCGCGGAAGUCCCCUGAGUAGCCUGUUACCAUCGGCCUCAAUGCCUGAGUCUAUGACAGUUCAUGAACUACGCCAAGCCAUCGUGGCCAUGAUGAACAGAAAGGAUGAAUUGGAAGAAGAGAACGGGUCACUGCGGAAUCUCCUUGAUGGUGAGAUGGAGCACUCGGCCGCACUCCGGCAAGAGGUGGACGCCUUGAAAAGGAAGGUGACAGAGCAGCAGGAGCGCCAUACCACAAAGGUCCAGGCACUGGCAAGAGAAAACGAGGUGCUCAAAGUCCAGCUGAAGAAAUAUGUAGGAGCUGUCCAGAUGCUGAAAAGAGAAGGUCAAACAGCGGAAGUUGUACCCAGUCUUUGGAACGUUGAUGGAGAAGUUACAGUCCCUGAACAGAAGCCUGGGGAAGUUGCUGAGGAGCUGGCGAGCUCCUAUGAGAGGAAGCUCAUUGAGGUGGCUGAGAUGCAUGGGGAGUUGAUUGAGUUCAACGAACGUCUACAUCGGGCCCUGGUGGCCAAGGAAGCCCUGGUGUCCCAGAUGAGGCAGGAGCUGAUUGACCUCCGAGGCCCUGUGCCUGGAGAUUUGAGCCAAACAUCUGAAGACCAGAGCUUGUCCGAUUUUGAAAUAUCAAAUCGGGCGCUAAUCAAUGUCUGGAUCCCGUCCGUGUUUCUCCGAGGCAAAGCAGCCAACGCAUUCCACGUGUAUCAGGUUUACAUCCGGAUAAAGGAUGAUGAGUGGAAUGUGUAUCGGCGGUAUACUGAGUUCCGGGCGCUGCAUCACCAGCUGCAGAGCACGUUCCCGCAAGUAAGGGCCUACAACUUCCCUCCCAAAAAGGCCAUCGGAAACAAGGAUGCCAAGUUCGUGGAGGAGCGACGAAAGCAGCUUCAGAGUUACCUCCGCAGCGUCAUGAACAAGGUCAUCCAGAUGGUUCCUGAGUUUGCUGCCAACCCCAAGAAGGAGACCCUGGUGCAGCUGGUCCCCUUCUUUGUGGAUAUUACUCCACCUGGAGAACCGCUGAACAAGAACAGCAGACCCAAAGUAGUCUCCCGCUUCCCUAAGCUGUCCCGAGGCCAACCCAGGGAGAUGCGCAAUGUGGAGCCUCAGAGCGGUGACCUCUGACCUCGGCGGGAUCCCAGACCCCAGCUACUUUGUGCUCGACCUAGCUAUGGCCGCUGGCCCUGGACACCCUGGCAGGAUGACCAUGUCCCCCCAGAGAACACACUCCUCCUGCUGCCGCACGCAACCCGAUUAAAUUGGUCAGUUUCAGCUGUUGGGCCCCUGUCCUUAGAGCAAGGCAUUGCUCACUGGACAGACAAAGACGGAGGACACUGUCACUAACCCCAGUGUGGCCAAGGCUGGUUGUCACCUCCUACAGUUCUGCCAGCAGGUCAGUGGGUGCCAGGACCAUGGUUGAGAUGCACGACACAUGGGCAGAAGGAUCCUUCAGAUGCCCACCAUGACGCUUGCCCAUGUGGGAACCAGAUGACUGACACUCUUGGAUCUCCUGAUGCGAUGCCUGCUGCAGCCUGUGGAUGCAGACUCCUCCUCCCCUUCUCUUCCCCUGUGGUAGUUAGACACCAAGCAGCACGGCCACAUGGCUGCUGUGGCUGGGAUUCCUCCAGGAAUAGUCCUCUAGUGGCCUAACAAAGGCAUUGGCGGUGACUUUGGUCCUUGAAGAACUUAGCCUUCCCUCCUGGUGCUGGCUCCAGGAAGCACCAUCCAUUCAGGAAACCUGAGGCUGCUCCAGCAAGGGCAGCUAGAUGGACCUGAGGGGUUCCACCAUCCAGCCCAGCCCAGGACAGCCUGGAGACCCCGAGGAGGACAUCCCUGGUCCUCGAAAUGGUGGUUGUGACCUCGGAUCACUGGAGAUUUGGCUCUGGGCAUUACUGUGGAAAGCCGGCCCUAUAGGCCAGAACUGAGCCGAGAAUGAUUGUCCCCUGAAGUUGUUUAGCACAAACUGUCCCCUAACAUGUUUCAGUGGGAGCAGAAUGCUGUGUCCCCCAGGACGAUGUUCUCCUCUUGCUCUCCUCUCAGGGUACCAUCCUAGAGUCCAAGGCUCACAGGCAUGGAGUGGGAAAGAGUCAGCUGCUUGGCUGCUCUGCCGUCUGCCACCAAGCCUGGGUCCCUCUGCGUCUCAGGACCCACUCUCAGUGGUCUUCUCCCCAGGUCAGAACCUCCUUGGUGUCUUGGUAUAGCUUGAAAGAGCUUGCAAAAGGGACCAUGUACCAAGCAGUACCAAGCAUGUCUCUGCCUGCCAAGGAGUUUCCAGGGGCGUCUGCCUAGGGAAGGCAACUGGAAAUGCCUGAAUGUGGGUGAGAAGGGCUUCAGCUCAAAGCUGGACCUUGCCAAGCGGGCUGGGGAAGCAGGGGUUUUCCUGGCCCAAGGGAAGCUUGGAGAAAGUUCCCUUCAGAGUACAGGGAAAACAGAGAGGCCUGAACAGUUCCAAUUCCUUGGGCCAGAUGGACUGUGCACAGAUGAGGCAGAACACUCGCGCCCUCCCUUACAGCUGGGAGCAGGAGUUGGGGGAAGCAGGGAACCAUCUUCAGCCUGCUGGGAAGGGAGGACCCAAGAAGUUUCUCAGCCCUAGAAACCCAACAUGGUUUCUCUCUUGUCUGUCUGAGAGGCCAUAGGCUCCACACAAACACCACACCUAGAAUUUAGGUCAGGGAACUGGACCUAGUAGCCAGAAAGGCCCUGUGAGAGUCUGGUAGGCCAAGUCUGCCUCCUGAGCUGGGGUACUCAACAUGGAAACACUUUGUAUUCUGUCAUGUUCUGUAAAGAAAGGAUCCUGCACCCUCCCACAUCUCCCACAGCCCAGAGUCCUGAGCAGGCUCAAACACACGUCACUAAGAGGCUCUCUCACUACAGACACAACGUAUAGAACAAUCUUUCACAUUCAACACCUGCAGUUAAAGCAGAGAAAGGAAGGAAGGAAGGAAAGAAGGAAAAGAAAAGAAAAGAAGAAAAGAAAGGCACCCAGAGUAAAGUGCCUUGAUUUUCAAGGAUUAAUUAUGGGAAACUUGCCCAACUUUGCUGUAAUGUGGAUGUAAGAACAUGGUUCCAGGGACCAUGUGGGACCCUUUGGUUGCUUGAUAUCUGCCUCCUACCCAUUCCCUUUUUCCCCAUGUAGGGAUUGACACUGGGGCCUUGCAAGUACUGGACAAUAGCUCUCCAGUGAACCACACUCCAGCCCUGCCCAUACUAUUCCCACAGAAACCUAGCAAUCAUUCUCGGCUCCAGGUUGCCCAUCUCAUUACCUCACAAGAGCAUGUGAGCCCCCUGGAACUUGGGCAGAGCAGUACAGGGUGGGGUCAGGUGAUAGGAGGCUGUCCCCACAAUGCUCCCCAGAUAUGAGGCCCAAAGUCCAGAGAAGAAUGCAGAGCCAUGGCCACCCAGUAGGUCUGACACAGCCUCGGCUCUUCAGGACACUGCUUCCCAACCCUGAGCCUGACUGUGGCCUUGGCUUACCUGUGGCUACUGAAACUUCAUUCUUGGAACAGUUCACAUGUCCUGAGGCCCAGGUCACAGUGUUCUAGGCCUUGGCUCCUGUGCCAUUACUCCAGCUUCAUCGGUCUGUGUAAGACACAACUGUUGUGUAAACACAACUGGCCCCUAAGGAGAGUCUGGGCCCUGGUCUCCCAAGUCUACCACCAGACUCCAUCUCUUUGGCAGCCUGCACCCGCAUACACCCACCCAGCUGUGCCCAGCUGAGGGCUCAGAGGCUUAGAUCUUCAGCCACCAGGAUGAGCCAGGAACAGUCAAGCCAUGAUGUCUGCCCCUGCCCUGCUACACUGGCUGGGAGGCCUGCAAGGAGGAGCAGCCUCACGCCCAUGGCAGUAAGUCCUAAUGCUCAACACUCUCACUAGGGUCAGUUCCACCUAAAGCUGCCUCCUGGCCUGAGGGCUGUGCCCAGAAGGCACCUGUGACCAGAAGGCAGGUGUCUCCUCAUGACCAAGGUCUGUUGUAAUGAACAUUCUUCACAAUAUUGUGCAUUAUUUCAUUAAAGCUAGUGUUAAAUGUUGGCUGUUUAGGUUGGUUCUGCGCUAACUUUGCACAACUGUAGCACUGUAUAUUUUAUCUAAUGUUUCUGUGCCAAAAAGUCCAGCUCCCUGUUGCUAUCACAUGUGGUCUCCAUUAUGCUGCUGAAGUAAAGUGCAGGCAGUGAUGGGGAGGGUACAGAGCACAGUAGCGGGACUGAAGUGGAUGCUGUGUCAAGGCUCGGGUUCACUUCUCGCUGGGGCCAUGUUCUCCCGCCUUGUAGACACUGCUCACCAUGUGUUCCAGCCACCACCUGCAGCCCGCUCAGCUCCACUCCUGCCAGGGAGACCACUUGACCACAUGGAGGUUUUCUUUUGGUUGUUUUUUUCCCCCAGUGGGAUGGAUUGGGAAUCCCCAGCAAGAACUGGCAGUGGGUUGCACAGGAGCCAGAGUGUUGCUGAGCACCUGGGGAGAGAACCUGAGCUGGGACCCCAGGGAGUGAGGGCCCUGGUUAGCUAUCUCCAUCCACCCAGGAAAGUUCUCUGUAGCUGCUGCAGCCCUGUGUCUGGAGCCUGGGGUGUGAACAGCCCAGAAGUCGGAGCAUGUGGUAUCCCAACUCCCCUCUUAGGUUAAGGUUUACACAAUAGAAUUUUUAAACAAAUCUGUUUAAUUUUCUAAAAUCUCUUGUAUUAAAUUUUUUCUUUUGGAAUAAGCUGUGGAUUUUGUUACAAUCUGGUUGAGAGAAGCCUUUUCAGUGAGGGGAUUAAAAUGGCAUUUUCUAAAUUAGA
Molecule: messenger RNA, 6275 nt
Organism: Peromyscus leucopus (white-footed mouse)
Lineage: Eukaryota; Metazoa; Chordata; Mammalia; Rodentia; Cricetidae
Gene: Snx29
Product: sorting nexin 29
Exons: 21
Coding region: 169-2628 (819 amino acids)
Molecular function (GO): phosphatidylinositol binding
Source: RefSeq, a predicted model, not a curated record